UCUCGGCCUUCAAGUCCCUUGUUCAUCAUCUAUAACUUAAAACCAAACACCCCCCAAUCCAAAACCUCAAAAAAAUCAACCCACUUCGCACACCCCGCACGUAAGGCCUUCCGAACAUCGACACCCACGAAAAUGUCCUCCUACGGCUACAACAACACCCCUCAGAUCCAGCAAACCAAUCAAAUGCCCACAGCCGCCGACGACCGCGCGCGCUCAGUAGAAUACCUUUGCGGCGACUGUGACAGCACGGUAGCACUAAAGCGCGGAGAGCCGAUUCGGUGCAGGAGCUGUGGUCAUCGUGUGCUGUAUAAACAGAGGACGAACCGUAUGGUCCAGUUCGAGGCGCGAUGAGCAAGCAUUCCUUCAGAUGUAUUGCAGGGAGAUACGGUACCCCUAGUAUGCGGCAGCCGGAGUACGAUCUCGCACCAAGCAGCGAUAUCGAUAAAAACUAGGUCAUUUCAAGUUGGAGACAUGGGGUACAAUUUUCUCGGCGGAACCUGAUAUAGAGUUUCCAAGGCUGAACUUUAAUAAGUCUACAUCUAUUAUUGGCAUGAGUGGGCGACAUUUUUUAGAUUGCAAUCUCUGUGCAUAGCGGUGGGUACAAAUCAAGAUCACACUGCACACACAUGC
Messenger RNA from Lindgomyces ingoldianus, 630 nucleotides. RefSeq lists its product as uncharacterized. The record is from RefSeq and is a predicted model, not a curated record. Gene Ontology annotation, biological process: DNA-templated transcription. Gene Ontology annotation, molecular function: DNA binding; DNA-directed RNA polymerase activity; zinc ion binding. Bases 133 to 351 code for a protein of 72 amino acids. Gene Ontology annotation, cellular component: RNA polymerase I complex; RNA polymerase II, core complex; RNA polymerase III complex. The transcript is spliced from 2 exons. Lineage: Eukaryota; Fungi; Ascomycota; Dothideomycetes; Pleosporales; Lindgomycetaceae.